AUGGUGGGGACCAAUGGGAGCAGCCUAGCAGGUUCCAUCCUGUUGGGGUUCUCUGACCAUCCUCAGUUGCAGAAGGCUCUACUUGUGGUCAUGUCGAUCCUGUAUCUCCUAACCAUCCUGGGGAACAGCACUAUCAUUCUGGUAUCUCGUCUGGAACCUGAGCUUCAUAUACCAAUGUAUUUCUUCCUUUCUCAUCUCUCCUUCUUGGACCUCUGCUUCACCAGCAGUGUUAUUCCCCAGCUCCUCGUAAACUUGUGGGAUCCCAUGAAAACCAUCAGCUACAGAGGCUGUGUGGUGCAGCUCUACGUCUCCCUUGCCCUGGGAUCUACUGAGUGUGUGCUCCUGGCUGUGAUGUCUUAUGAUCGCUAUGCUGCUGUCUGCCGUCUCCUCCAUUACAAUAUUUUAAUGCAUCCCCGUCUGUGCAUGGCCCUGGCAUCUAUGGCAUGGUUCAGUGGAGCAGCUACCACCCUUGUACAAUCCACUCUCACCCUGCAGCUGCCCUUCUGUGGGCAUCGCCAAGGGGAUCAUUUCAUUUGUGAAGUCCCUGUGCUCAUCAAGUUGGCUUGUGUGGACCCCACUUUCAAUGAGGCUGAGCUCUUCGUGGCUAGUAUUCUCUUCCUUAUAGUGCCUGUCUCGUUCACCCUGGCCUCCCACUGCUACAUUGCCCAUGCAGUGUUGAGGAUCAAGUCAGCUACUGGGAGACCGGAAGCACUUGGGACCUGCUCAUCCCACCUGAUGGUCGUCGUAGUCUUCUAUGGAACCAUCAUUUUCACGUAUCUGCAGCCGGUGAAGAAUAGAUCUAAGGACAAGGGGAAGUUUGUUUCCCUCUUCUACACUGUGGUGACCCCCAUGCUUAACCCUCUUAUUCAUACUCUGAGGAACAAGGAGGUUAAAGGGGCACUGAAGAAAGUUCUAGGGAAGACUCUGGGGAUAAAAUUUACAUGA
Molecule: messenger RNA, 945 nt
Organism: Cynocephalus volans (Philippine flying lemur)
Lineage: Eukaryota; Metazoa; Chordata; Mammalia; Dermoptera; Cynocephalidae
Product: olfactory receptor 2G2-like
Exons: 1
Coding region: 1-945 (314 amino acids)
Biological process (GO): detection of chemical stimulus involved in sensory perception of smell; G protein-coupled receptor signaling pathway
Cellular component (GO): plasma membrane
Molecular function (GO): olfactory receptor activity; G protein-coupled receptor activity
Source: RefSeq, a predicted model, not a curated record